GCCAGUCAAAGAUGAAUCCACUAUGCCGCGCGUGGGCGAUGCUCUCGCUCCUUGGACUCUCCUCGGCGUCAAGGAAUAUCUCGGUGCAGAUACCUGAUCAUCCUGUACAGGACCGCCAGGUCAUCCACGCCAACUAUCAGUCCUUGUCGAUUGAGUUCUUCUCCUUCAUGGAGUACUCGGGGAAUGCAACCUACUCGAACCCCAUGAAUACAAACCUUAUCAGCCAAAUUCGAGAUCUCGGAAACGCUCCCAUCAAGGUCCGCAUUGGUGGCUCUUCUCAGAGCUCAGUCUGGUGGAUACCGGACCAGGAACAGCGCUUGAUCGGGUAUUAUGAGGACGGUAUUGACAAGACGUACAAUGUGACCCUUGGACCGGCCUUCUUCAGUGCCUUUGACGCGUGGCCUGAGGAUACCGAGUUUGUUCUCGGCCUGCCAUAUCCGAAAGACGAGGAAGGCUUGCUAGAAGCCAGUAUCGAAAUUGCGGCGGGGGCGUACGAGAAGCUAGGACCGCGACUCGUUGGUCUUGAGCUGGGAAAUGAGAGACAGGAGAGUGUUUCUCUUCCGGAGUUUACGGAGUACUUUGUGGACUACGCUGAUACGAUCAAUGAGGCGGUGUUUGGGGACAAGAACAAGAAGAUCUAUACCGCAGGGACAUUUCUUGCGCCAACUCUGAUUGAGUGCGAAGAUCCAGACGACGAGACGACUUGCUGGAGCGUCGAGUCUCUGCUUGAGAAUGGAAUUAACAAGAACGGAGUCAUUAAAUAUGCCGACACCCACCAGUACAUGCUCUUAUUCGACACACCCAUUGUCAACCGCCAAUACCUCAUGAACCACAACAACACGGCCUUCUUCGUCGACAGCCACCACGAGCUCGCCGCCCACUCAACCGCCCAGGGAAUCCCAUACAUCCUGGGCGAAACAAACUCUCUCUUCGGCCACGGCCAGGCAGGCAUCUCAGAUACCUUCGCCGCCGCUCUCUGGACAAUCGACUACACGCUGUACAGCGCGCAAACAAACAUCACCAGCCUCGGCUUCCACCAGUCCUUCGGAUGGCGGUACAGCGCGUGGCGACCGAUCUCUGCCUUCGGCGAGCCGGCGGGCGUGCUUCCCUCGUACUAUGGCUUCUGGCUUGUGCAGGAGGCGCUCGGUGCGGAUGGUGGCUGGGGGAAACAGGUCGAGGUUGUCCUUGCCGAGGACCAGGUUACUGCUUAUGCUAUAUAUGAUUCUGAGACGGGGGCGCUGCGCUCGCUUGUUGCGUUGAAUCUCUGGAGUUGGGAUGAGGAGGAGGGUGAGGAUUCGAGGCUGGAGAUUUCUAUUCACCUGCAAUAUAAAGGCCAAGGUGGGUGUAGGGCGAGUGUUCUGAAGUUGACUGCGGCCGGGGCAGAUGUCAAGGACCCGGAAGCCGUGAGGCUUGCUGGGCAGUAUGUGGAUGAGUUGGAGGGCUCUGUCCGUGGAAGUCGAAAAACAGGAGUUCUUGGGCCAAAUGGGAGACUGAGCCUGAAAGCUAGUGAAGCUGCACUGGUGACAUUUGACUGCUGAUGCCUUCUUUACGGCUUUGGAUAGCUUUCGAUAAGUCCAACUAUAUUUGGCUAUGGGCGCUUUAGGGCAUGUAGUGGAUAGUACGGUCCUCGGUAGAGAGAACAUCGUAUUUAUAUCGUAUUUAUUCCAUGGAACACGCU
Messenger RNA from Aspergillus versicolor CBS 583.65, 1678 nucleotides. RefSeq lists its product as uncharacterized. The record is from RefSeq and is a predicted model, not a curated record. Lineage: Eukaryota; Fungi; Ascomycota; Eurotiomycetes; Eurotiales; Aspergillaceae. The transcript is spliced from 3 exons. The coding region runs from base 12 to 1538 and encodes 508 amino acids.